This is a messenger RNA of Elgaria multicarinata webbii, 2184 nucleotides long. RefSeq names its product RAB40B, member RAS oncogene family (gene RAB40B). Gene Ontology annotation, biological process: protein localization to plasma membrane; intracellular signal transduction. The record is from RefSeq and is a predicted model, not a curated record. The coding region runs from base 541 to 1377 and encodes 278 amino acids. Gene Ontology annotation, molecular function: GTP binding; GTPase activity. NCBI's taxonomy places the organism in Eukaryota, Metazoa, Chordata, Lepidosauria, Squamata, Anguidae. Gene Ontology annotation, cellular component: endosome; plasma membrane; synaptic vesicle. The transcript has 6 exons.
UCCUCGCAGGGGAGCCGAGCUGUCGCGACAGAGCUGGCUUCAUUCGCCCGCCCGUCGCGUAGUGCGCUUGGCCUUUUGUCACACCGGCUCCUCGCCAGGCGUGACAGGCGUAUUUGGACACCACAACCGCCUUCGGCUCUUGCUUGCUGGUGGCGUUGCAAAAGCCAACCCCGCACAUGCCGGCCUGGGUGCGCUAACGCGGAUGGCGCCGUUGAAAACUCCCUCCCGCUUGUCACGGCUGCGGGGCAGCCUUGCAAUAUCCCCUCACGCUUGCCUCCGACUUCUGACACCGUGAGGCGACGACUUUCUUCUUCAUCUUCACCUCCUGCUGCUGCUGCUGCUGCUGCUGACAGCCCGAAGCUGAGCGUGGUGAGAUCGACUGCCCCCCCCCCCAAGGGGCUUGAAACAUGACUUUGCGUGUCGGCUCUUCACCAUCCCGUGCCCUUGGUGCCCCAUCUGGUCGUUCGGUGCCCGUCAUGGGCGCUGGGAGCUGAUUCCCCGCAGAGACUUCUGUGAGGCGAGAGAAGGUGGUGGAAGAGAAUGAACCACGUGGGGAGCCCUGUGAAAGCUUAUGACUUCUUGCUGAAAUUCCUGUUGGUGGGGGACAGCGACGUGGGUAAGGGGGAGAUACUAGCUAGCCUGGCGGAUGGAGCCACGGAGUCGCCGUAUGGAUACAAUAUGGGUAUUGAUUACAAAACAACGACUAUACUUCUGGAUGGCCGUCGAAUAAAGCUGCAGCUCUGGGAUACAUCUGGGCAAGGCAGGUUCUGCACUAUAUUUCGUUCGUAUUCCAGAGGAGCCCAGGGUGUGAUACUGGUAUAUGAUAUAGCAAAUCGCUGGUCAUUUGAUGGCAUUGAUCGAUGGAUAAAGGAGAUUGAUGAGCACGCUCCUGGUGUACCAAAAAUCCUGGUUGGCAACCGCCUGCAUCUAGCCUUCAAGCGGCAGGUAUCUACUGAGCAAGCACAGGCCUAUGCUGAAAGAAUAGGCAUGACAUUCUUUGAAGUAAGCCCACUCUGUAAUUUCAACAUCACAGAAUCCUUUAUGGAACUUGCCAGGAUAGUGUUAAUGAGGCAUGGAAUGGACCGACUAUGGAGGCCAAACAAAGUCCUGAGUUUGCAAGACCUUUGUUGCCGUGCCAUAGUUUCAUGCACCCCUGUGCACCUUGUGGACAAACUCCCACUCCCUGUUGCCUUAAGAAGCCACCUCAAAUCAUUCUCUAUGGCCAAUGGCCUUAAUGCUAGGAUGAUGCAUGGUCGUUCCUACUCCCUUACUGCCAGCAACAACAACAAAAGGAACAGUCUGAAGAAAGCCAAAAUCAUCCGUCCACUCCAGAGCCCUCCAAAACACUGCACCAGAAAUAGCUGUAAAAUAUCUUAAGGAUUGGGAAGUUUUGGCCAGAGCCUUUAAUACAAGGACUAAUUGAGUCGCCAGGCCUGUUUAUGUGUAUCGCAUUACAGAAACAGAACAAAGAAAAAUGUUAUUUUAGUCAUUUGUUUUUAAUAAUGCUGCUUCAAGAUGUAUGAUGCACUCUGUGCAAACAAAGGGAUGUGAAACUUUGCUGUUGGAUUUUUUAUAUGUAUCAAAUUUUUGAUGUGCAUGAAGACUUUGUGUUUUAUAAAUGGAAAUAAUUUAUCACAAUACUGAGCUUUCAGUAACAUUAAAUCUCAGAAACGACUAAUUUUUAAUUACUAAAUGACAUAUUCAGUCACACUAUUUUAUUUGCAGUUAGAUAGGAAUGCGUAUCGGUCCGUAGAUUCAGGCAGAGGUUUUAACUGCAAUGUAUUAUAUACAUUGUAAAGAAUACAAGUGGUGAAAUAAUUCUAGUAAUGUUGCAGUAGAGCAUCUGAUUUUGUACAGUUUCCUUGAUGAUUUUGAAGCACUACUUUGAGCUACAGGUGUGUAUAUGCAAUAUGCACAAGAUUUUGUCCGUCCAUGUAUAAAACAUUUGAUAAAGUUUUUGCUAUGUUGUUAGGGAUUAAUCUGUGGGUUAUAUGCUUAUUUUUCUGGUAAAUCUACAUUUUUGUAUUGGAUAUUGAGUGAUGAGUUAUAUAGCGAGUAAAAGCCAAAGAUGUUGAGAUGUAUUUGCCACAGCAGUAGGAAGAAUGUGAUUUGAAAAACUGCUUCAUCAGGAAAGGACACUAUUAUUUAAAUAAAAUAAAUAAAUCCAUGCAAAGGUGUGUGUGU